AUUAUUUAUGCAAACCGGAGGACAACAUUUACAACAUAGACUUCACCAGGUUUAAGAUCCGGGACCUUGAAACUGGAACAGUGCUGUUUGAAAUUGCAAAGCCAUCUGCUUCAGAGCAAGACGAGGAGGAUGAAGAUGACAACAGUGAACUGGACACCAGUGCAGGCCGCUUUGUUCGUUACCAGUUCACCCCUGCGUUUCUCCGUCUUCGGACUGUUGGUGCAACAGUGGAGUUUACAGUGGGAGAAAAGCCAGUGUCAAACUUUCGAAUGAUUGAGAGACAUUACUUCCGAGAUCGCUUGCUGAAGAACUUUGACUUUGAUUUUGGCUUCUGCAUCCCCAGUAGCAGGAACACAUGUGAACACAUUUAUGAAUUCCCUCAGCUCUCAGAAGACCUUAUCCGUCUGAUGGUUGAAAAUCCAUAUGAGACCCGCUCAGACAGCUUUUACUUUGUGGACAACAAGUUGAUUAUGCACAACAAGGCCGACUAUGCUUACAAUGGAGGACAGUAAUCAUUCUGUGUCCGCUGGAUGCUGCGAUGCUGUUAACCGUUCCAGAUGUCCAGGAGUGGACUGGAGUUGCUAUCUCGUGCAACAAGGCUUCUUGCCAAACCUUUUCUCCUUGCACGAGGCUGAAAACAUGAAGCAAAGACGACAGCUCGUGAAAGUAAAGGAAAUCUCCCUGCAACACUUCUCUGUCCGACACUCAGCAUAUCCUGCCUCUCUUUCUGUAUUUCUGGUUACCUUCAGGUACCUUGGUUAGGUCAUGGAUCAGAGGCACUGUUAGAAAGUCAUUGUUGUUACAGUCUUUAUAGUUAGGUUGCACUUUUAGUGCUUCUGAUGUUUCACUUUUUGAGUGACUACUCUCUUCCAAGACGUCAGAUUGUUUGGGUCAGCUAUUUCUUAGCAGGAAAAUUUUCCCCCUUCAAGUAGCGAGUGGUGCCUGAAGAGCAGAGCUCUUCUUCAGUUGGAUAGAUCAUCUCUUUAGUGCACAGUGGUUUAGUUUGUAUCAUGGCUGAGAAUGCUUUUUAGGGUGCAUCCCAAUAUUCUCCAGUGGGAAAGAUAAAAUAAGAGACUAAUUCAGCUUCU
Tauraco erythrolophus (red-crested turaco) is the source of this 1088-nucleotide messenger RNA. The record is from RefSeq and is a predicted model, not a curated record. Lineage: Eukaryota; Metazoa; Chordata; Aves; Musophagiformes; Musophagidae.